CAAAAAGUAAAUGCGACUGAGGGGCAACCCAUCUUUUGAGGACGCAUUUGGAGAUUUGGAGAAUCUCAUGCAUCUAUGACUCUAACGAGUGACUCGAUUUGACACUCGAAAGCUAUAACAUUGAACCCACAACCUUACAACCAUCAAACAUUUUCAGGCCUUUUCUUCUGUCCACCCACAGCUGGUCUACUAAACAACCAACGUCAUGCCCGCCAUCGAAGGAAAGCCGGCGCAACCGGUCGCAAACCAAGAUGACGAAAUCAUCUUCCCUCCUGUCACCAGGGAACACAUCCUUCACUGUUCUUACGAUUACUGGUUCCCAAAAUAUCGCACAUCCUGUAUCCGUUCCGAAAUCAUCCCCCUCACCCCCGACUUCGUCUCCUACAUCCACGAAGACGGCAUAGUCCUCGCCGACGACCCCUUCUCCGAUCCCAACCAGGAGCAAGACGAAGACGACGACUGGGAACCAACCAACCCCUCCUCCGACUUCCCACCACCCCCCCGCGACCCCCGCGAUGAAUCCGGCUCCGAAGACGACGACGAUGACGAACCCACCACCGCCCGCCUCCCCCCAAACCAACGCUUCCCCGAACUCCACCAGAAAAUCGAGAGCACCAUCGCCCAACUCGGCGGCUCCGUAGCCCCCAAGCUGAACUGGUCCUCCCCACGAGAUGCCACUUGGAUCUCCCGGCACCCCAACACAAUAAAGUGCACCUCGGCCAACGACAUUUACAUCCUCCUCAAGUCCUCCUCUUUCAUCUCGCACGACCUCGACCACGCCUUUGACGACUGCGCCCCUACUACCACCUCCCAGUCGUCACCACCAUUUCAGCCCGUCUUGGUUCUGAGGAGUUACUUCAACAUUUUGCCGUCAUUGGAAUUCAGGUGUUUUGUCAAGGACAGAAACCUGGUGGCUAUCACGCAGCGCGACCCGAACUACUACCCCUUUUUGAGGAGUCUGCGGCCGCAUAUUGUGUCUCGAAUCAGGGAGUUGUUUACAAAGAAGUUGAAGUUUACGUUUCCGGAGGCGGACUUUUCGUUUGAUGCUUAUAUUCCUGAGGCGUCCUACGAUGAUGAGGUCAAUCGCUUAGGGAGGGCCAGGCUGAUUGAUAUUAACCCCUGGGCUCCAAGGACGGAUACUAUUCUUUUUGGGUGGGAUGAGUUGCUUGAGAUUAAUGUUAAAAGGCCGGUUAUUGGGGGGCCGAUGUCGACGCAGGAGCAGGAUGGGAGUGAGGUGGAGGGUGAAAGUGAUGAUGAUGAGGAAGGUGAGGAGGAGGAUAGGCCGGAGUUGAGGUUGGUGGAGAAGGAUGAUCCGGCCGCGUAUAACUUCUCGAGCCCGGCGUUUUCGGCGCAUAAGUUGCCGAAGGAUGUGGUGGAUGCUAGUCAGGCUGGGGAGGGGGGGGGGAUGAGGGAGUUGGCGGAGACUUUGAGGGAGUUUGAGAGGGGGAGAAGGGAGGGGGUUCAGCAGGGAGGGCAGGGGAGGGUGGAGGAGGUGACGGAGGAGCCGCGGGAGCAAGUAGGCGGGUCAGUGUAAAUUUGAAGGGGAGUAGACGAGUUCAAUCUUCUUUGAUUUUCUACUUUGAGGCACAAUCACGAGGGUGAAUGAAAAGUGGUGCAGUCGCCAACCCACAAAACUUCAGGUACAUGUUCACUAGAACAAGGCCAGGAAUCUUUUUGGGGGAAAUUUUAGCGUGAAAGAAUGUCAGGUCCCAGUCCAAAUACACGACAAAUCGGGUCAUUGACAUAUGUCACGCAUUGCCCUCGCUAUCGACAUGUGAUGCAGAGCGUUGUGGGAAAUAUUUUAGCGUGAAAGAAGGAGAGGCUCAGAAGGUGUAAGAUCUCGGGAGAGAAAGACAUACCCAGAAGCUCAAGA
Molecule: messenger RNA, 1873 nt
Organism: Podospora bellae-mahoneyi
Lineage: Eukaryota; Fungi; Ascomycota; Sordariomycetes; Sordariales; Podosporaceae
Exons: 2
Coding region: 206-1534 (442 amino acids)
Cellular component (GO): cytoplasm
Source: RefSeq, a predicted model, not a curated record